Paramecium tetraurelia is the source of this 306-nucleotide messenger RNA. RefSeq lists its product as uncharacterized. The transcript is spliced from 4 exons. The record is from RefSeq and is a predicted model, not a curated record. NCBI's taxonomy places the organism in Eukaryota, Ciliophora, Oligohymenophorea, Peniculida, Parameciidae.
AUGUCUAAGGGUUUCAGUCUUAAUUUUUAAAAUGCUAAUGUAAUGACUUUUGAAUAAGAAAAUGAUUUAUUUGCUGGAUAAAGCAUCAAGUUAAAAUUUCAAUUGGGGGAGACCUAUUAUGAUUUAGAGUUUAAAGUUGGAUAAGAUGUUGAAUGGGCUAAGAAAUGCGUGGCUGAAAAAAUAGACUGCGGAAGAAACGAUUUUGACCUGUUUUUCUAAGGAAAGAUAAUGCCAGAAUUCUUCUCUUUGAAUGACAUUCAAAAUUUAAAGGAUUAAUCAAUCAUAGAAAUUAGAAUGAAGAAGUGA